AUGGCAGCAAAUAAUUAUUUCGGGUUUACUCAUGGAGGAACCCAAUACGGUGCCGCUACGGCAAGUGCAGCAUACGGUGGGCAGACUGGGUACGCCGUAGCCCCAGCAGCAACAGCAGCAACUUACGGCACCCAACGUGCCGCUGCCACAGGAUACGACACAGCAUAUCAAGCUGCAGCCGCUACUCAGGCAGCGGCGCAUGCCCACGCCCAUGCAGCAGCAGCGGCGGCUUCGGCCUAUGACGCGAGCAAGAGUGCGUACUACCAGCAAGCAGCUGCAGCCUACCCUACUGCGGCUCCUCCUCAGCCGCAGCCCACAUAUGAUGCAACUGCUGCUAAACCUGCCUACACCACACCAGCCACUUAUGCACAGUACGGCGGGCAGGGCGGCGGCGGAGCUGCGCGGGGCGGCGCCAAGGCGUACGGCGGCGUGUACACCGCCACCACGGCCGCCACCUCCUACCCCACGCAGGCCUACACCGCCACGCCCGCGCAGACCAAGCAAACCACCAACAGAGGCAACACCGCAUAUGACACUGCUCUCUACAACGCUGCUACUAUGUACGUCGCUCAACAAAACAAAACGGGCGGCGGAAGCGGCUGGAAGAACUACAACAAGAGCGGCGUGGGGGCGGGCGCGCGCCGGCCCAAGCCGCCGCCCAAGGCGCAGCAGCUGCACUACUGCGACGUGUGCCGCAUCUCCUGCGCAGGGCCUCAGACGUACAAGGAGCACCUGGAGGGGCAGAAGCACAAGAAGAAGGAGGCGGCCGUGAAGCUGGCGGCGGCGGGCGCGGUCAUGGCGCUGGCGCGCGGGGCGGGCGGCGGAGCGCUGCGCUGCGAGCUGUGUGACGUCACGUGCACCGGCGCAGACGCGUACGCGGCGCACGUGCGCGGCAUCAAGCACCAGAAGGUCGUCAAGCUGCACACCAUGCUGGGCAAGCCCAUCCCCUCCACCGAGCCCACCAAGCUGGGCCAAGGCGAGAAAGACAAGGAAGGCGACGACAAGGACGACGAGGGCGACGCCGAGCCCGAGGUGCAGCCCGUCGGCCAAGACUACAUCGAGGAGAUCCGCGGCGACGACGGCAAGGCGCUCAGCUUCAACUGCAAGCUCUGCGACUGCAAGUUCAACGAUCCCAACGCCAAGGAGAUGCACAUGAAAGGCCGGCGUCACCGUCUGCAGUACAAGAAGAAGGUGCAGCCCGACCUGGAGGUGAAGGUGAAGCCGUCGAUGCACCAGCGCAAGCUGGCCGAGGCCAAGGCGCAGCGCCUGCUGGUGCGCGACGAGCUGUGGGCGCGGCGCCGCAUGCACGACGGUAUGGAAGAGGAUGAGCGUAUGUACUGGGAGGGAGGCAUGGAGCCUUGGUGGGGACGCGGGCCGGUCCCGCCGCCCAUGCACCACCUUCACCAUGGCAUGGGUAUGCCUUACGGGCCUGUGGGACGGCGGCCCGAGACUUCGGACGACCGCCACGUGCUGGCCAAGCACGCCGAGAUCUACCCGGGCGAGCAGCAGCUGCAGGAGAUCCAGCGCGCCGUCAGCCACACGGAGAAGGCGCUCAAGUCGCUCUCCGACGCGCUCGCCGAGCAGGCCAAGCCGAAGGGCCAGACGCCAGCCAAAACUCCGGCUAAAGCGGAUGACAAAAAAGAUGAUAAACCUGAAGGCAAAGAGGACGGCCGCGAUAAUCAAUUGUUCUCGUUCGCGGCGGAGGGCGAGAGCGGCGCGGCGGAGAGCGGUGCCGGGGGCCGCGCGCUGAAGGGCGUGAUGCGCGUGGGGCUGCUGGCCAAGGGGCUGCUGCUCAAGGGCGACCGCGCCGUGCGGCUCGUGGUGCUGUGCCACGACCGGCCCACGGUGACGCUGCUCAAGCGCGUGGCGGGCGAGCUGCCCGCGCACCUGGCGCGCGUGCGCGGCGCGCCCGACGAGCCCAAGUACCGCGUGGAGCUGCUGGCGGCCGAGGGCGCCGUGAGCGUGACGGACGGCGCGGUCACGGUGCGCGUGUCGCUCACGUCGGCCGUCAUGCGCGAGCCCGCAGACGGUGGCGACAUAAAGCGAGACGACAAGGAUGUGCUCCCGCGCCAGAAGUGUUUGGACGCGUUGGCCGCCCUUCGGCACGCCAAGUGGUUCCAGGCUAGAGCCGCCACGCUGCAGUCGUGCGUCAUCAUCAUCCGCAUCAUGCGCGACCUGUGCCGCCGCAUCCCCAACUGGACGCCGCUCAACCCCUACGCGAUGGAGCUGCUGGUGUCGGGCGUGAUGCAGUCGGCCAGCGCGGCGCUGUCGCCGGGCGAGGCGCUGCGCCGCGUGUGCGAGGCCGUGGCGGGCGGCCUGCUGCUGGAGCACGGGCCCGGCCUCAGGGACCCCUGCGAGAAAGAGCUCGUCGACGCCCUGGGCAACUUACCGCCACAGAAACGUGAAGAUCUAACCGCUUCCGCGCAACAGUUCCUUCGACAGAUCGCCUUCAGACAAAUUUACAAGGUUCUGGACAUGGAGCCGUUACCCAAGUUAAAGCAUACGACAGGCCCGUGGAAGUUCCCCCGCAAGCGAAGGCGUUCUAACACUGACACCGAGGCUGACACCCCCAAUGGUGAAGGUAAGGUGGUCAAGACCGAGGAGAAGAUGGAUGCGUCUGAAAACACCGCAGCCGCCAAGAAGUAA
Arctia plantaginis is the source of this 2646-nucleotide messenger RNA. The record is from the annotation of a GenBank genome assembly. NCBI's taxonomy places the organism in Eukaryota, Metazoa, Arthropoda, Insecta, Lepidoptera, Erebidae.